Molecule: messenger RNA, 366 nt
Organism: Gamsiella multidivaricata
Lineage: Eukaryota; Fungi; Mortierellomycota; Mortierellomycetes; Mortierellales; Mortierellaceae
Exons: 1
Coding region: 1-366 (121 amino acids)
Source: RefSeq, a predicted model, not a curated record
AUGUCUUGUCCUACGAUUCGCUCGAUGCGGUCUCCAAGUGUUUUUGUUCGAUUUUACCUUGGUGUCAUUACGCUUGAUGGAGUAACACGCCUUCAACAGGAGCUCGAACAAGAAUACGCGAGCAUCAUGGACAUCAUCUCCAAGCAAAAGGACUUUUACGUCCUCAACAAUUUCAGUAUGUGCGACAGCGAUGGACCUUCAGAGUCGACCCAUGAAGCUGCAAUAAGUAUCAUAAGCAGCGAAGAGUUCAAGCACGUUUUCAAGCAGCACCAGGAUAGCGAUGAUCUGGAUAAUGAUUAUGUGGCUUCACCGAAGCGGAAGGUGAACAGAGUCCUUUUUACUUUCUGCUUUCGUAACAUUACAUAA